UAUUGACGUCAAAAAAGGCAGGCUCGCCUCCUUCCGGGUUCUCUGUCGUUGCUAUGGCGACCCUUCCAAACAACGUCAAGCGAAGUUAGUUCAGUUCUUACAUGACCGCUGUCAUGUCGGCCCCUCCGGAGCGUAACCGCGACGCUCCCGUCGACGUCCUAACCGUGUUCAGCGGCUCCUCCCCGGAGGACGUGGCCCACGCCCGGCAGCUGUGGAGCUCCUUGUGCAUGCCGACGCCGCUCGAGUCCCGCCUGGUGUCGGCGGACAUCCCGCAGAGGUUGCCCGUGUCCCGGCCGGAGCGAAGCGUCCACUCGCGGCCGCCUCCGCCUCGCGGCGAGCAGCCCGAGCAGCGGGAGGACGAGCGGCAGCGGUACUUGUCCGUGGCGGCCCAGAGGAAGGAGACGUUGGCCCUGCUCCGGCGGCAGAGGGAGCAGAGGAUCCAGAAGGAGCUGCUCUCCUCGGCCUUCAAACCCAAAGCGCCCAAAGAGAAGACGAGCGACUUGAACGCGGAAAGGGAGAUGGUCAGGCUACUGGACUGAACCGAACCGCGCUGGUUAGAGGCCCUGAACGCAUCGAAUACCUCGUGGCCCUGCCCUGAACUCACGAGAAGAAGACGCGAGCGCAUAGAAAUACCGAGGCCCCUUCAACGCACCAUGCGACGAUCAUGCCGGGUGUCAAAGUCAACGCAUCGCAGUCGUCUACAGGAAUAUGCGGAGGUCCUGUUUGCGCCGUACGACACUUUUCUCUUGUAAUUCCGUACUACGCUGAAAACUCGUGAACGCACCGUACGAGAUCCCUACAGGACUUGAACGCACCAUAAAACGCUAUUCUACUGUAAUACCUCGAGGCCACGAAUCCAACAGACGACACGAAAGUCAAAUACGUUUGAGGCUCUGAACGCAACAUAUGGGAUACAUACAGUCCCUGAAUGCAUCAUACAACACUAUUAUAGAAUACCGAGAGACCCCGAAUGCACCAUAUGACACUAGUCCACAAGAAUACCUUGAGGCCCUGGACACACCAUACAGCACUCGUCUCCAGGAAUACCCAGAGGCCCCAAAUGCACCAUACGAUGAAUAAUCUAAAACAAAAGACGUUUUAUAAAUGAUGAGUUAAUAUAUUGAAUUAGAUGAUUUGACUUUAAAAGGCAAAAUAUCACAGAGAUGAUCAAUAUAAAGAAGAAAAAGGGGAAUGGGAAGCUUAGCAUCAUUGUAUUGAACAGCAAAGGAAGAUGUCAUCACUUUCAAAUCUUUGAAGGAGACUAAGAAUUCCCCCUGUAAGUGGAUAUCACUCCAACAACUCAAAUGGAGGUUUGAAGAGAAAACGUGAUUUAUUCAGAGAACUUAAAUGUCAAUGUGGAACAGUACGAACGAAAUAUUUAGGCCGUAAACAACACACACACAAACCUUUAUGACUGUCUGCUACCAUUGAAUAUGAAAAUGAACCUUUAUACUUGAUUGAAGACAUCAAUAAACGUUUUCCUAUUGAACUUGUGGCCCGUUAUGACGACAGCACUCGAAUGCCUCACAAUGUUCCUUUUCUACCUCGUGUAUUCUCUCUUAUUUAGUCAAAGUGAGCGUGAUUUCUGGCUGGAUUAACCUAAAUUGAAACUUCCGGAUUGCACCAUAGUAAACAGCAUAGUACACUAGUAGCCCAUUUAUAAGGAACUCUUGUGUUCCUGGCAUGAGCCUACGUGACUUGGAUCUUGUUGCCAUAAUAGGAUAAGACGUGACUGACUUGACUGUUGACUCGAGCUGGUCGAGCUUCCCCCGACACUUCGGACUUUUCCAGUCCUGAAUCAUCCGACGCCCAAAGUUGGUGAGGAGAAAGUUCCCAAACAAAGCAUCUGAGCCAUUUUCCAAUUCCAGGGUGAUUCUUCGGCUAAGAAGACGCUCACGUGGUGGAAAAAGUCCAAAUAUGCCCUGAAUUCCUCCAACGUGCUCAUGUGACAAUGUCCACUUUUAAGAUGCUCUAAUUUUAAACAGCGGUGGAAUGUAACGAGUACAAUAAGUACUUCAUUACUGUACUUCAAUAGCUUUUUUUAUGAUGACUUUUCUACUUGUGCUCCCUUCCUUUGAAAACAGAUGUGUGUACUUUCUCCUCCGUACUUUUCUGAAGGAGGCUUGUUACUUUUUUCAACCUCUGCUUCACAGUUCUGUGGACGUGGGUUCAAUUGGGUGUGAAUUGAUGAAACCGGUGUCAGGGACAAUUUUUUUUUCUUUUCUUUUACUUUCCAUACUGCACAAUGAAAUGUUUGUUUGUUUGUUUGUUUGACCAAUGGCUGACUUCCUGUUCAAUUUCGUUCACGGGUCCUUGUGACUUGUUUGUGCGUCGUUUCAUGUCCACCCAAUUCGCUGUGGAUGUGUGAAACUAGUGUCCGUGGAUAUUUUUUUCAAGGCGGCAACGCCUUGCGUUAAUAAA
Molecule: messenger RNA, 2421 nt
Organism: Phycodurus eques (leafy seadragon)
Lineage: Eukaryota; Metazoa; Chordata; Actinopteri; Syngnathiformes; Syngnathidae
Gene: hoatz
Product: HOATZ cilia and flagella associated protein
Exons: 1
Coding region: 102-539 (145 amino acids)
Biological process (GO): cilium assembly
Source: RefSeq, a predicted model, not a curated record